AUGCGUCGAUGUUCCCCAUCGAUUGCAACGAAUAACCGAAUUCAUGAACCAUUGACAGAAGCUGAACUUCGGUCACGUACAGUUAUUACACCUGAGGAUGUGCUACGUCUUAAUAAAAUCACAAAUGAUUAUCUAUGUCAACCAGAUGCAAAUAUUUAUAGUAUCGAAUUUACUCGAUUUAAAAUUCGAGAUUUAGAUACAGAUCAGGUUUUGUUCGAAAUCGCUAAACCUACCAUUGAUAGAUGGCUUCUUUCUCCUUCAGAAGAACUUGAUGUCGACGAUCUGAGCUUGGUUGCAUGUGAAGAUGCUAGUGCUGCUCGUUUUGUGCGUUAUCAGUUUACUCCUGCUUUUCUACUUUUGAAACGUGUAGGUGCAACAGUAGAAUUUAAUGUUGGUAAUAAAGCAGUGAAUAAAUUUCGCAUGAUUGAGCGGCAUUUCUUCCGCGAUCGUUUAUUAAAAAGUUUCGACUUUGAAUUUGGCUUGUGUAUACCGAAUAGUCGUAAUACUUGUGAGCAUAUAUAUGAUUUUCCAGAACUUUCCGAAGCACUAAUAAAUGAAAUGAUCUCAAGUCCGUACGAAACACGUUCCGACAGCUUCUACUUCGUAGAAGACCGACUAAUUAUGCAUAACAAAGCUGAUUAUGCUUAUAAUGGUGGCGAUUGA
Molecule: messenger RNA, 663 nt
Organism: Thelazia callipaeda (thelaziosis nematode)
Lineage: Eukaryota; Metazoa; Nematoda; Chromadorea; Rhabditida; Thelaziidae
Source: the annotation of a GenBank genome assembly